Messenger RNA from Seriola dumerili (greater amberjack), 2015 nucleotides. RefSeq names its product G-protein coupled receptor family C group 5 member D-like. Gene Ontology annotation, molecular function: G protein-coupled receptor activity; protein kinase activator activity. The record is from RefSeq and is a predicted model, not a curated record. Bases 185 to 1471 code for a protein of 428 amino acids. Gene Ontology annotation, cellular component: intracellular membrane-bounded organelle; plasma membrane; extracellular exosome. The transcript has 4 exons. NCBI's taxonomy places the organism in Eukaryota, Metazoa, Chordata, Actinopteri, Carangiformes, Carangidae. Gene Ontology annotation, biological process: G protein-coupled receptor signaling pathway.
CGCUGCUGCACAAAGCAGAGACAUUAUUGGAACAUUUUUAGCCACAUUUUCAAAUCAAGACUUUUGCUGUAGGGUUAAGAAGAGACUCACAUCCCAAAGGAUUAAAGGAGGAAAGAGCUGCCGACUCAAAGGGGACGGUUCAAAGGACAGACUGCAUCCCCACGUGGGUUUCUGAAAAACGAAUAUGGCCUUUUCAUCCGGAAAGCACAAAUCCCUCUCCCCCCUCCUCCCCCUCCUCCUCCUCCUCUGUGUCCCUCUCACCUGUCUGUGUCAGUCAACCAGCAUCAGCUCAACCAUUCCCACCGUCAACACUUCAACCACUUCCUCUCCCCCUUCAGCCGGUACUUCCCUGAUGAGCGUGCCAGGCUGCGGCAAAGGACUGAACCCCAUCUACAGGUAUCUGUGCGACCGCCGGGCAGCGUGGGGGAUUGUACUGGAGACCUUGGCUUCUUCAGGCUUCCUGUUCAGCAUGGUUCUCCUCCUAGGCCUGCUGUUCUGGUCCCUCUGGAUCUGCGUCUCAUCCAAGCACCAGCGCAGCAAUAUCGGAGGCACAGUGGCCUGCAUGUCCAUGUUCUUGUUGGCCACGGCGGGGAUCUUCGCCAUCACCUUCUCCUUCAUCAUCCGCCUCACCCCUCAGACCUGCCCCACAAGGAUCUUCCUCUUCAGCGUGCUCUUCUCCCUGGCCUUCUCCUGCCUGCUGGCUCGCGCUCUCGCCCUGCUGGGCUUCGCGGCUACCCGGGGCUGGGGAGAGCCCGCCGUGGCCCUGGGGCUCUUCACCGUGCAGGUUAUCAUCUCCACACAGUGGCUGAUCCUCGUGUUGGUGCGGGAGGAGAAGCCCUGCGAGUACAGCCAGGAGGAAUUCGUCAUGCUGCAGAUCUACGUGCUGUGCCUCCUGGCCAUCAGCAUAAUCCUCAGCCUGCACUUCCUGUGCCGCUCCUGCUCCACGUACAGCUACAGCUACACGGGGCCCAUCAACCAGCAGGGGAGGGUACAGGCCGCCAUGCUCUGCCUCACAGUGCUGCUGUCCGCCUGCAUCUGGGUGGUGUGGAUCACUAUGCUCACCAGAGGAAACCCUGAGGUGGGCCGCCGGCCACUAUGGGACGACCCAGUGCUCUGCAUCACACUGGUGGCCAACGGCUGGGUGUUACUCCUGGGGCACGGGUUAUCCCAGGUCGCCUUCCUCUGCAGGGGGGAGGCCAAGUCCAAGGACAUUCCUUUGAGCUUCGCCGGCUGGACCAGCCCCAGCGCUGAUAUCCCCGAGCUGAACAGUCCGAAGGAGGGAAAAGAAAACGGAAGCUUUGAGACUGAUGGCGAGAACAGGAGAGGCAGGAGAGCCGAUCCGGCGCUGCGGUCACCCUACGAGUCUGGAUUCUCCAUGACAGAAAUCGACCCCGACAAAGAUUACACCAUUCCUCGCCCUCAGACCACCAACUACAGGGAACCUUACGAUGAAUAUUAUGGACAAGAUUAAAGUCACAUCCCUUCUCUGUCAGAUGAAACUGAUACCAAAGCCAAAGCUGAGGAUGACCUCAGCUCCUGCACUAAUCUGUACUCCAAGUACUUGGCACAAAAAUAUUGUUUUUCUGCGUUUCAUUUCCUUCUGCAAAUGUAAAUAUUUCUGCGUAGUGUUAUAAGAAAUGUUAUUGCAAAUCUGUCAGUAGGAUGUAAAAUCCUCGGUCGACUCAGCACUAUGACUCAUCUGCUGGAGUUUCAUCAUCGAGGCCGGAUGGGUCCAGACAGUCCAGCUUUCUACUGGCGGGAAAUCCACAUCAUAAAUACUUAGCGGAAGUGAAUCUUUAUGCCGGUGUGUGUGUGUGUGUGUGUGUGUGUGUGUGUGUGUGUGUGUGUGUGUGUGUUUGUGGUGUGCUAGCCUGAGAUGGUAUAUAAUAGCCCUGAGGUGAUAGAGGAGGCGUGAAACUGUCACUCUGAAGGUGCCAAACUGCUGAGCAGAGCAGAGCAGAGGCAUCUGUGAACGAAAGAGAGGAGGGAUGAAAGGAGAAGGAAUGAGGAGAGAG